Penaeus monodon (black tiger shrimp) is the source of this 1061-nucleotide messenger RNA. RefSeq names its product fibrocystin-L-like. The record is from RefSeq and is a predicted model, not a curated record. NCBI's taxonomy places the organism in Eukaryota, Metazoa, Arthropoda, Malacostraca, Decapoda, Penaeidae.
GUAGAGCGUUCGUAGACUCUCUUGUCAGGAAGGAAAAAACAAGUUUUUAGGACUGUAUUGAAUAUCCCUGAAUAUUUUUUCUACAUAUAAUUUUUGAUGUGAGAUACUAAAUUUUCUUUAGCGAUAAAUGAUAUCUAUCCUUUACAUCUAGUUUUACGUAUGAAAAGGUUCCAUGAAUUGCAAAGUUGUCAAUUAUAAAUUUUAAAUCUCAGCAGGCUGUGGAGAAAGUGGAAAAUGCCUCUUUAUGGAUUACUCUUGGUUGCUCUUCUUGUGGCGGAAGCGGUCGCUGGAGCCACGCUUCGAAGACUGCCUCCCUUCCGACUCAGCCUUGGAGGAGGAACCACCGUCGCCAUAGACGGAUGGGGCUUCAGCAAGAACCAGUUCAACCACUUCAACGCGACCCUGGGGAACCGAGUGGUCUUCGAGAACAAGGACGAGGCGAUCGAGUGCCCCGUGCUCUCCUUCCUGACCACUUCGACGAGGAUCGUGUGCAGCGCCGGGAAACCCCUGAGAGCGACUUCAAACACAGAAUACAAGGUUCGCGUCUACGUGGACGGUGUUCAGGCGUCGGGGGAACUCACUGCUCUGGGGAACGCGGCCUCCUGCUCGAGCUGUGGGAAGGCCAGUUCGCGCCGGACCUGAGCGACCGCCGCCGCCUGAGCGCCCUCACGCCGCAGACGGACGGUUACUCCUCCUCCGUCGUCACUGACCUCCACUUCCAGAUCGACGCCAAGAAGAGCUUCGUGGCCAAAUUGACAGGUUACUUCCACGCUCCACACGAUGGCUCGUUCACGCUGGCGGCUUACGUGCCCACUCGCUAUGGCACAACCUGGCUUGCUUGCCUGGCUGCGGAUGGCGACCCGGACAAGGCGGUGCCACUACCAAAGUGGGGAAGCGUGGAACUGAGAGCAGACACGCCGGCUUACCUGGAGGUGGUGAUAAGCGGCCGCAGAGCAGGCGUCCGGCCCACGAAGGUGCUGAUGACGGACCACAAAAGGCAGGGACAACGUGCAGACACCUGGCCCCGAAAGAGCGGCAGAGCCAGCCCCGGCCCCGGGUGA